UUAGACAAAUUAUUUAUCUCUCGUAACACUUAAUAGUUGAUUUUCAUAAUUCGUGUCACAACUAGUUUGCGAAUUCGUGCUUUUUUACUCAGAUUAUAUCUGUCUUUUUGGACAAAGUUCGUAAACCCAUUUUAAUGUUAUAAGCUCAUAAUAUAUGUAUACAAACCUUCAACAUUUUUUUCUUAUGUGUCAAUCGUUAGUAUCAGGUAUUUAAACAUUGCAAAAUAAGUACCAACUGGAUCGAGAUGUUGAACAGCUUAGCAAAUUAUUUACUUAGAAGUAGUGUUUCUGACAAUUCAGAGCCCAGGGACGAUAUAAAUGUUGAAAACAUUGAUAACUACAUCGCACAAACCAGGCUAAAACAAAUUGAAGUUGAAGAAAAUGAUUGGAUUCUCAUUGACCGAACAGUUGAGGGUGCAACUUCUAUGGAUGAAUCGUGGUAUGUCACCCCACCUGCCUGCUUUACUCGAGCAAGUCCCGUUCAUGUCGAAACGUCACCGCUGGAAGACCUACUCAUAGAGCAUCCCAGCAUGUCCGUUUACCGAACUGCUAAGCACCCUAUUGUACCUGACACCUCUCUUCUUUCGCCCAUUGCCUUUGAGGAGAUUGGCGAAUCUACUAUUCACGUUUCCGCUUCUAACUUACCCUGUGUUUUUGCACAACCAUCCCAUAAGCAAAGAGGAAACGUGAGCAAUGUAGUAAACCCCCCUCGCAAGCGAGAAUACAGAAUGACCAACAAUGACAAAAACAUUGAAAUUGUCCAGCUUCGAUCAGCUCAAAAGAUUCGAGAGAAACGCGCCACUCAGACAUCGAAGAGGAACCGUCUCGAACGAGGGAAUAAAGUAAGAGAAUUCUCUAGUGUAAAGGGUAAGCAGCCAAGGCGCCAAGAUCGGCUGCGCCUUAGGAACAGUGGGGCUAACAAUGAUCGGAAAUGCUAGUCAUUUAAAAUUUAAGCAGGAAGCGAAUGCCUUGAUUUUUCAUUUAGGUGUUAUUUUAUGAAAUGCAGUGAAGUAUAUUGUCUGAAAGAGUUAUUAUAAAUUCUAAAGUUUACUUAAGGUGCAUGAAGUAUAAUAAGGAUAUCAGAUUAAAAAUUAGGCUUAGCAGAAAACCGAUUAAAUGCAAUGUCAAUAUAUGCUAAUUUCAACAAACUUAGAAAGAGUCCACAGUACUUGCCAUAAUUGUCAGUCGGCAGAAGAAAAUCGCAUAAAAAUAUGCAUCAUUUUUCAUCUUUCAUUUAACUUAAAAAGACCUUUAAAGAAGGUAUGAGAUCUUAAAAAAAGAUAAUUUUAUAAUUUUUUCCUUUUUGAGACACUAGGUCUUUCAGAAAAUUGAAACAUACCAUUAAAUGGUAUUAUAAUUUCUUAACGAAAUGAAAAUUCGUGCGAAUUUUAGAAGAUACUGUGUUUAUAUUUAACAAACCGGUGAAAUUAUUGCUAAUUUUAAAAUUUAUCCUAUUUUGGAAUGCUAAUUUCUCAUGAGGUAAAUUCUAAAACAUCUAUGAUUUAUAUGUACACAGAGAAACCUUUGGGACUUAAAAAAAAGGUUAGUCCACUGACUUUUGACUGAAAGUCAUUGCAACCGUAUUUUUAUUCAAUCUGAUUUUAAUAUAUGUGAAACUCGAUGAUUUUCUGAGUUCUUUAACCAUAAUAUUACGGUACAAAUUUUAUUUCCUUUAAUAAUAUUAAUUAUCAAAAAUAGACCUCCAAAAAAAUCUGGGAUUUAGCAAAUAUUUUUUCAAGAAUACAAUCAGAGUGGCUACAUGUCAGUAAAGUUAGGAAGAUGACAGGAAAAACAUUUUUUGUCAGGGAAAUUGAGAUAUGAUGACUUUUUCGACUUUUUUCGACUUAUUUUCAAAAAUUGCUAUGGGUACUCUUUAAUAUAAAAAGCAACUUAUUUCGAUUUUUAUAUUUGCAAAAUAUAACUACAGACAAAUCAUUUAAAAAUUAUUUUUGAAUAAUUUUUUAAAAAUAAUUACAUUUUUAAUAUAUACCUAUAA
Molecule: messenger RNA, 1996 nt
Organism: Leptopilina heterotoma
Lineage: Eukaryota; Metazoa; Arthropoda; Insecta; Hymenoptera; Figitidae
Gene: TP53INP
Product: tumor protein p53-inducible nuclear protein 2
Exons: 4
Coding region: 246-938 (230 amino acids)
Biological process (GO): autophagosome assembly; positive regulation of DNA-templated transcription
Cellular component (GO): autophagosome; nucleus
Source: RefSeq, a predicted model, not a curated record